UUUUCCGCCUGCGGAGUGAAAAUUUUCCACAGUCAGUCUCCUCAUCCCGUAUAUAGUUCGGUCAGGUUACGGAACUCUGAAUUACCGUCGUCUAGCUUGGUUCCAGGCAACUUUAAACAACUUUCUCACGGUUUCAAUCGAAAGCCGUGAACGUCGCCGUGGUGUUUAUUUAUUUUUGUGUGGUGUCGAAUUUCAUGCGGUGUCAGCUCUUUUGAUACGCAAUCGUCGCGAGAUUCCUUUGGAUUUUAUGGAGCUAUAGAUUCCGGUCCCUGCCAUAAGAUAUCUUGUGAAUAAGGGGCUCUGUUUAGUGCACGGUCAUAUGCUGCAUUGUUUGUGCUGAGAACUUUUAUUCCUUAUCAGUUGAUGAGGGCGAGGAAGGAAAUACAAAAAUAAAUAAAUAUACGAGUGCUCUAGAGAUUAAAUCAAAUUUUGUUACAAGACGCGGAGAACUGAAGACACCUUCAAGAUGAUUCCUAAUAAAAAGAACUGAUACUUGCUUCACGGCAACCACGGAAAGCGGAUCUCGACUGGCCAGUACCUUGAUUCUGAUAAAUGAUAUUUUCUUAAGUCGUUGAAAAAAGAAAGUAGUGAUUUUUGUUUGUGGUAUUCAGUGUGACCUUCGGGUGUGUUUUGCUGCUUAGUGGAGAGAAGGAGGAGGAACAAAAGUAACAUCGACGGAUUCCGGUGUCGUUGACCACUGUCCGUGCAUUCAUUGUUGCUCACCAAUUCAUGGCAAAUUCUAUGAACAGUAGGACCCGUUUUCGUCGUCGACUGGCUGCGAUCUCCUUCCUGUCCAACAUUUCGCUGGACGGUACACACCGAGAUACGAAACUAGGUCCACUGCACGGUUCCGGAGCGACUAGCGGAGCUGGAUUGCUUGCAAACAUCGACAACAAUAAUGUGGCAGCUGGUGGCAACUUUGAUGAAUUGUCCGAGGACAAUCUGGACGGCCCUGGGACAGACGGAGAAAAUUUACCGAUCGGAAACUUUGAGAAUUUUGAAUCCAACCUAAAGGGCGCAGUCGGAACGUCCAGUAAUGGUCAAUUUAGACGAAUGCGAGCCCGAACUGGCACGUUUGGCAAGGCCAACGAUCGGAAUGCGAUUCAACGGCUCGAUCAUGAGGGUAAUGUGGUCUUUCCAAAAACCGCCUCGACCCCCCUGAAGGAUAGAGAAAAUGUGAAUCCGAGCGAUGGAAUACAGUAUUAUUAUACAGCGGACAAGCGAGCUCGAGCAAAUUCAACUUCUCUGCGACCAGGACUGGCCGGUACGAAGCGUGCAUUGCUGGUCAAUGCGAUCGGCAGUGAUGAUAAGCGGCCGGGGGAUCUGCCAAACAAUAGCAGCACCGAAAGUCUCAUUCAGGGAAGACGCAAUGUUUACAUCAACGACCCGUCGGCCCGAGAGAUAAAGAUCAUACCUCCCGAACUAAGACGGACCCACAACUAUCGGGACAAUAGGGUAGUGUUGACCUCAGGCAAAACGCCUUUUAUUCUGUUUUCAAUCUUGCCCAACUACAAGAACAAAUCAAACCGAAACGAUAUCUAUCGUCGCGAAGGAAGGCGUCGUAAUCCUUCCGGUACACGACCGUUGUCCUCCAUAAAUGAUUAUCCGUUCGAUGCAUUUCGUUUGCUCGGACUGGAAAGGGGCGGUGAACCAGGACAGGAAAUAUCGUAUGGCCAUCUUCUGAUUCCUUCGAGGCAGUAUCAUCGUGAGAAGAAACAUGAUAAAAGUAAUCGCGGUGGAUUCGAAAUAACAAAUUUUAUGUCUUGUGAAAAUCAUGCCGCCGCUAGGUAUUAUGCCUAUGAGUCAAAUCGCAAUGCAACAGCCAGUCCGUCACAAAACACAAGCAGCUUUGUGGAGGGAGGCAAAAAUGUUGAGUUUGAGGAAGGCUACACAUCGAUAUCGGGAAUGCAAUACUCACCUAAUAUUUUGGACGAUCCGGAACUAAUUGCCGGUAAGCAUCGUACGCUAUUGACCUUCACCUCGUACAUGACUUCCGUGAUUGAUUAUGUGCGGCCAUCGGACCUCAAGAAGGAACUCAACGAUAAGUUUCGUGAAAAGUUCCCGCACAUCCAGCUGACGCUCAGCAAGCUCAGAAGUAUCAAAAGGGAAAUGAAGCGCAUCAACAAGCUGGACUCUCGCAUCGACUUUCUGACCAUCUCGCAGGCGUACGUCUAUUUCGAGAAGCUGAUUCUGUCGAAUUUGAUCAACAAGGAAAACCGGAAACUUUGCGCCGGCGCCUGUCUGCUACUGAGUGCCAAAUUGAACGACGUCAAGGGCGAGGCGCUAAAAAGCUUGAUUGAGAAAACGGAGAGCGUGUUUCGUUUGAACCGAAAGGAAUUGAUUGCAUCGGAAUUUGCAGUUCUGGUUGCGCUCGAGUUUAGCCUGCAUGUUCCUACCAGUGAAAUACACCCACACUACCAACGAUUGCUAUACGAGUCCUAAAUCUGACUGUUCUUUUUUUGUUUUGAAAUAGUUUUUUAAAAUUCUGCCCGUUUCGUAUUACAUUUGAAUGCUGAGCAUAUUAUUGUUUUUCUUUUUUUCUGUUGUUCCAUUGACUCCUUUCAGCUACGUUCGAAACGUACCGGUUUAUGGUUAUUAUGUAAGAUAUCGCGUAAGAUAGCUAAUAGAGAACUAAGGCUCCUCUUAACGGAUUUUCAAGACUGUAAGUUUUGUAAAUGGAGUCAGAUCAUUUCAAAUGGGUACCAGACACAAAUGCAAAGAAAUAUGAGUUCUAAACUUGUGGCGUUUAUUUUUUUUUUUUUUUUGUUUUUGGUUUAAAGAUUCUUAAAAUAAAUUUU
Molecule: messenger RNA, 2798 nt
Organism: Uranotaenia lowii
Lineage: Eukaryota; Metazoa; Arthropoda; Insecta; Diptera; Culicidae
Product: CDK5 and ABL1 enzyme substrate 2
Exons: 5
Coding region: 730-2442 (570 amino acids)
Biological process (GO): regulation of cell cycle
Source: RefSeq, a predicted model, not a curated record